AUGGAGAGGAAAGUACGAGCUUUGGAGGAGAAACUGAAGGCAAUUGAGGGGUCUAGUGUUUUUGGACUAGACACGGCUGAUAUGUGCCUGGUCCCUAGAGUUAAAAUUCCUGCCAAAUUCAAAGUUCCAGACUUUGAAAAAUAUAAAGGGAUCAGUUUCCCAAAAACACAUGUACGAGCAUAUUAUAGAAAGAUGGCAGCGUACUCAGGCGAUGAAAGAUUGUUGAUGCACUUCUUUCAAGAUAGUCUUCGUGGAGCGUCAUUGGAGUGGUACAUGCAGUUACAAAAUCUGACCCAAAAAAGUGGUGAAUCUUUCAAGGAGUUUACCCAAAGAUGGAGAGAGCUAGCAGCCAGAGUACAACCUCCCUUGUUAGAGAAGGAAAUUGUUGAUAUGUUCAUGAGCACUCUGCAAGGCCCUUACCUAUACAGGUUAGUGGCAAGUACCUCUUCAAGUUUUUCAGAUUUGGUAGUAGCGGGUGAAAGAAUCGAGAGUAUGUUGAAGGGUGGGAAAAUAGAAGGAGUAUUCAAUUCUUCAACAACGAUAACAAAGAAGACUUAUAUGGGGUUUACCAAGAAGAAAGAAUGGGAAACUAAUGCCACUUAUUAUGUUAAAGGGAAGGCUCAUGCCUACCACCAGGUAGCUUUUGUUUCUCCAAUUCCUUAUUAA
Lathyrus oleraceus (garden pea) is the source of this 666-nucleotide messenger RNA. RefSeq lists its product as uncharacterized. The coding region runs from base 1 to 666 and encodes 221 amino acids. NCBI's taxonomy places the organism in Eukaryota, Viridiplantae, Streptophyta, Magnoliopsida, Fabales, Fabaceae. The transcript is spliced from 2 exons. The record is from RefSeq and is a predicted model, not a curated record.